GAAAAUUAACACCGUAGAAGAAGAAGCUUGAUUUGACAUUAGCUGAAAAUGAGAAGCUAACAGCAGACGAUAAGUUUUCUGCUUGUAAAAGUCAAGCCACGUAUACGUAGCCCUCUUUAGUCAUGGGAAACCAAGUGGAAUAGCCCUUUGCGGAUUUUCUCUACACUCCAGCGGGUCUGCAGCAGGUGGAGGCAGAAGCUGAAUCUGCAGAGAUGUCCAACCUGAACUGGAAACCGUUCAUCUACGGAGGAAUGGCCUCGAUUGUCGCAGAAUUCGGGACGUUUCCCAUUGACCUGACUAAGACCCGGCUACAGGUCCAGGGUCAGUCUCAGUACACGGAGAUUCGCUACAGAGGCAUGUGCCACGCCCUCUUCAAGAUCGGCAAAGAGGAAGGCCUAAAAGCGCUCUACUCUGGGAUUUCUCCAGCUCUGUUGAGACAAGCCUCUUACGGGACAAUCAAGAUAGGGACCUACAACUCUCUGAAGAGGCUGUUUGUCACUCAUCCUGAAGAUGAGACGAUGAUCAUCAACGUUUUCUGUGGCGUCGUGUCCGGAGUGCUGUCCUCGUCUCUGGCAAACCCCACUGACGUCCUCAAGAUCAGGAUGCAGGCGCAGGGCAGUCUGCUCCAGGGCAGCAUGAUGUCCAACUUCAUGAACAUCUACCAGACAGAGGGCACCAGAGGCCUGUGGAGAGGUGUCAUCCCCACGGCGCAGCGAGCGGCCAUCGUGGUCGGGGUGGAGCUUCCUGUCUACGACAUCACGAAGAAGCACCUCCUCAAGUCUGGCGCCAUGGGAGACACCAUUCUGACACACUUUAUUGCGAGUUUCACGUGUGGCCUGGCGGGGGCGCUGGCCUCCAACCCCGUGGACGUGGUUCGGACCCGAAUGAUGAACCAGCGAGUUUCUUCGGGAGCCCCGAUGUACAAAGGCACUCUGGACGGACUGAUGCUGACGUGGAAGAACGAGGGCUUCUUCGCCCUCUAUAAGGGCUUCUGGCCCAACUGGCUGCGACUCGGGCCCUGGAACAUCAUCUUCUUCAUCACCUUCGAGCAGCUGAAGACGCUCCCGUUUUAAGUGACAGGAAGUGGGACUGGCUUUGUUUAGACUGUGUCGGGCAGAAGUGUGAGCACGGCAGCACCUGCAGGUUGACCACACUCCCUGCAAAGCAUACCAAUGAUACAGUACAACACUACUCAUCUGCCCAUCAAACGCUCAUCCAAAUCUUAUGUUCUGUUUUUGCAAUGUGUUUAAUUUAUUCGCACUGGUUCUGUUUUUGUACAGUUUUUAAGGAGUGUGAUUUAUCGCUCUCAUCCUCCUUCGACACUCCCAGGCAGCUAAGAGUUGGUUGUAGCAGAAGAUUGAAAUAUGGAAGACUAGGUUUUUUGUUUUUUUAGUUUAACACUGUGGAAAAGGUGAGAGGAAGCCUUUCUUAAAAAAAAAACAGGACUCCAACACAGGUCUAGACAUUUUAAAUCCGUGAACUACGCCAGGUUUGGCAUGCAAGGCUAUGCAGGUUGGGGCAGGAAAAAUAAUAAAAUGGGAACAUGGUAUUUGCAUGGAAAGCGGUCGGAAAAUGAGUCUGAUUCCACUUAAAGGUCUCAUGUGAUGGCCAUUUCU
Molecule: messenger RNA, 1616 nt
Organism: Gymnodraco acuticeps
Lineage: Eukaryota; Metazoa; Chordata; Actinopteri; Perciformes; Bathydraconidae
Gene: slc25a14
Product: solute carrier family 25 member 14
Exons: 9
Coding region: 213-1073 (286 amino acids)
Biological process (GO): mitochondrial transport
Cellular component (GO): mitochondrial membrane
Source: RefSeq, a predicted model, not a curated record